AUUCAUCCAUAUUCAUAAAUAGUUGGACUCAUUAGCAAUUGCUUCACUAAGCGGCAUGCUUUCUGUAUGUAUGGGCAAGGCUCAAAGAAUUUUAGAGAAGAAAGAGGAUGAAGGAGGUUCAGGUAUCCGACUGUCAAUGCUGAUAAUCCUACAUUCUUGAUAACACAUUCUUACAUGAACUCUCACGCACUAAUUAACACACUAAUUAAGGAAGUUAAUUUUAUUAAAUCUUAGCACUAAAUUUAACAACAGAGAAUCAAUUGUUAUAAAGUUUAAAAUACAUAAAAGAAAUUGUUAACUGAAUUUGAAAGGCUUAACUAACGUCCUUAGCCUAAAUAUGUAUAAGUUGAAGAUUAAUUAAAGCUCAAUCUUGAGUGGAUAUAACUGUAAUUUCAAAAUUGGUUUUGCGAGCGAGGGAGGGAACCAACUUUCUCCUAAGAAUUAAUCAGCGCGAGAGUUUCUGAAGAACAAAGAGAAAAGCAGCUGAAAGGAAAGAAGACACGAGGACAUGUCCGUGUUCAAUGGCAUCGGAUUAGGGUUAGCUUUUACGAAUCCCAAUUCCACUUGCAUUUUUCAUUCUAAUACAAGAUUUUUCCCACAAUCCCUCACUUCAAUUCCUGAAUUUCGUCCAAUUUCACUUCGUUCUCGUGCAUUGCUUUCUGAAAAUGGCGAUGAUUCUAAGUUUGACGCUGUGAGUACUUCUACACCCACUGCUACUGAUGCUAAGAAGAGCUCUGGAACCUCUGCUAGAAGUCGUCGAUUGCUUAAGCUUCGUGAAGAGAAACGCAAACGAGAACAUGAUCGUCUCCACAAUUAUCCUGCUUGGGCGAAAGUGUUGGAAGAUGCCUGCAAAAACGAUGCGGAAUUACGAGCUGUUCUUGGCGAUAGCAUUGGCAAUCCAGAGGAGAUGAGAAAAAAGGUUGAAGAGAGAGUACGGAGGAAGGGUAGAGAUUUCCAAAAGUCUAAAACGGGUUCCAUCCUUGCCUUCAAAGUCAGCUUUAGAGACUUCAAUCCUCUUGAUUCCUACAUAUGGUUUGAGCUGAUUGGAUCACCAACUGAUCGAGAUGUUGAUCUUAUUGGCAGUGUUAUCCAGUCAUGGUAUGUCAUGGGUCGAUUGGGGGCCUUUAACUCUUCAAAUUUGCAGCUGGCGAAUUCAUCCAUGGAGUACAAUCCUGUCUACGAUGCAGAUAAAGGGUUUAAAGUGAUGCAGUCAUCAUUUCAUGAUAUCAGUGAUGUUGAGUUUCAGGACAACUGGGGCCGGGUUUGGGUCGACCUCGGUACGUCUGAUUAUUUCGCCAUCGAUGUUCUAUUGAACUGCUUGACUGUUCUAAGCUCAGAAUAUUUAGGCAUCCAACAAGUUGUGUUUGGUGGACGUCGAAUGGGCGAUUGGGAAGAAGGGAUGACAAGUCCUGACUAUGGGUACAAGUCUUUCAAAAUCUAAACUUUUACUUUUAAAAUCCUGAGUGUAUAUAUAAUGCCUAAAUCUUUAUCGUUUAAAUUUCUUCCCUAAUAGUAGGAACUUUUUUUAGUACGCGGCGGGUAGGAAGAUUCGAACCUUAGAUCUUUUAACCGCUAACACAUUUUUGUAUUAGUGGACAGUUAUAUCUACUUGCUUUAGCAAUCAUAGGAAGCUUUUAGGCUUUAGUUCAAGUAGUUUAAAAA
Molecule: messenger RNA, 1662 nt
Organism: Cucumis sativus (cucumber)
Lineage: Eukaryota; Viridiplantae; Streptophyta; Magnoliopsida; Cucurbitales; Cucurbitaceae
Exons: 8
Coding region: 509-1441 (310 amino acids)
Source: RefSeq, a predicted model, not a curated record